AAUGACCCUGCCUGUGUGUGCGUCCUGUUGCGAAAGAGAGGCGUGGCCUGAUAGACAAGAUUAGUACAUUUCCUGUGCUGCCAAGAAGGAGUACAGCAGCUGCACACCACUGGAGAGCUUGGCAGGGAAAUCCGCUCUGCAGAAUCGGGUGUCAUUAUUUACUGAGCGCGGGGGAGUUUCUUUUCACGUGGGAUCCGCUUUCAUAGACUAACCAAGGCAGGAACCAACCGAGGAACGCCUGUGUUUUUGGCAGCCUCUUGCCUUUCACCCAAGUUGGUGAAACUUACUGAGCAGACUCCAGGGCUGCUCCUGGGUGAGUCUCGUUUCCUGUGCUGAUCUCGGCUGUGCACCGAUCCUCCUUGUGUGCUGCCGUCAUUGUGUCACUCUAUCUUAGGUGCUGUUGUUUCCCGGUCUUCGGCUCUUUACAAUCGUUCUCAUCAGCUAAUUUCUCCCUGGGCUUCUUCUAAGAGCGAUUCUCGUUCGUGGGCAGGGGCAGCCCCAUUGUUAACGCUGCACCCAGCCUUCUGUUUAUAUUGCUGUAUAGAAGAUGCACUAUUACCGAUACUCUAACCCAGAAAUCAGCUGUUGGUACAAAUACCUGCUUUUCAGCUACAAUAUCAUCUUUUGGCUAGCUGGAGUUGCUUUCCUUGCAGCUGGGCUUUGGGCAUGGAGUGAAAAGGGUGUAUUAUCUGAUCUCACGAAGGUAACCCGUCUCCAUGGCUUUGACCCGGUGGUACUUGUCUUGGUGGUUGGAGGAGUGAUGUUCGUUCUGGGAUUUGCUGGUUGCGUAGGAGCAUUGAGGGAAAACAUCUGCCUUCUGAAGUUUUUCUGUGGAGCAAUCGUACUUAUAUUUACAUUGGAGCUGGCUGCGGCAGUGCUGGCUUUCUUGUUCCAGGACUGGGUGAGGGACCGGUUCAAGGAAUUCUUUGAGAAUAACAUUAAAUCCUACCGAGAUGACAUUGAUCUACAGAACCUCAUUGACUCAUUGCAGAAAAUUAACCAUUGCUGUGGUGCUCAGGGGCCAGAUGACUGGGAUCUUAACAUUUACUUCAACUGCAGUACUGAAAGCAAAAGUCGUGAGAAGUGUGGGGUCCCCUUUUCCUGCUGUGUUCCUGAUCCUGCUCAAAAGGUUGUGAAUACGCAAUGUGGAUAUGACAUCAGAGCACAGAAGAAAAGCCAAUGGGACAAUUUAAUUUUCACCAAGGGUUGUAUCCCUGCUCUUGAAGCUUGGCUACCCCGAAACAUCUACAUCGUUGCAGGAGCCUUCAUAGCUAUCUCAUUGCUGCAGAUUUUUGGGAUUUUCCUGGCCAGGUCACUGAUUUCGGAUAUUGAAGUUGUAAAGGCAGGUCAUCUUUUCUGAAGACUAAAGUAGACACCAGCUGUGAAGACAAAUACAUUUUCACUGCUAUUGAUUUGACAUCAAGGUGAAAAGAAAUUGACACACACACAGGCCUUGGAAUGCUCCAGGUUUUAAAAGCCUUAUUUUUGUAUCAGCCAGAUGUUACUCUGCUUCUGCUUUUGCUGCAGGCUGGUGCAGAAAGAACACACUGCUUCCUCCCCCAGAUCCCCUUCUCCCCAAUGCAACAUCUGUUUCUUUUUCCAAGGGGAAGACUAGAUUUUAAACCUCUUUUGAUGUGGAAGAGAUUCCCCUAAAUCUAUGAGGGAUGGACUAAAAGACUCCAGUAAGCAGAAAUGGAAACUGCUAUAGACCAGUCCCUUACCUUGAAGAACUUGCUGUUGUAAGGGCUGUUUUGUCUUGACUCCCAGCUACCAUCAUUGGAGGUUGCAAAUGUUGCAUUCAUUAUGUGGAUCAUAGCUGCAUCUGUUAUGGUGUUUGUCAUGGUCUUGGAAGAGAGUGUCCUAAAGAUCGACAAUGACCACGUUGAUGGACUAGUCAAAGGAGGUUACUUAAUGUCUAUUCUCAAAACAUUGUAGUCUGUUCUCGAAACACCAAGCAUUUCAUUGUGUCCUGUUUGAAUGGAAGGCCCAGGUAGUUAUGUCAUUGGAUUAUGGGAGUCAUGAUAGUCUUGGUAUUAGAGACCGUAAAAAAUGCCAUUAAGUCUCCAGUUGUCAGAUGGAACCUCAGCUGUGCAGAAGUAGGGAAUGUCCCUAUAUGACCUGCUAAUGUAGAUAUUUCAGAAGGGACUCAAAUGCUUGAGUAACAGAAGCCACUUAUUUUGAAAGUUCUUGCCAACAUAAGUUUCUUAAGAGGGAGUAAUUUAAUUAUACAUUGAUAGCAUAUUUGGAAAUCUUUUCAUGAGGGUAGGUGGAUUCUCUGAUGCUAUUUCUCCUUUUUAGAUGUUUGUAAAUAGUUUUAAUUUAUAGAGGAGAAAAUCUCACCAUUUGCUUACACUGUUCUGUAGAGCAAUUACUUCUAAAAAGAGUGAUAUCUGCUGGGCUGAAGGCAUUUAAAAAUGCUGCUUGGUACAAGAGAUCACUGAAUAUGUGAUUGUAUCGGUCAAGAGCUCUCUAGUCUGCCAUCUGUUCUCUUUCACACCUGUCCACUGCACUGUUGUUUAUCAUCUUCUUUGACUGUUGAUUGCUAUAUUAGGACUAAAAAGAAAUUAAAGGACAAGCUAAACUCUGUUAGGCCUUUGAUUUAGGAUUUUCCAGGCUAGUCAAAAGCUAAUAUAACGUACAUAAGAGUCUAGUGGACCACUGGAGUUACUAGCAUUAAUUUAUUUAAAAAAAUAUUUUGAAUGCAUUGUUGUUUCCCAUUCCAUUUGUCCUUUGCUGCUCAGACUUUCCUGCAAAAAUGCCAGAUCCAGUCAUGCUGAAGAAAUGCUCAGAGUUGCGUCUCCAGAAUAAUGCUGUGGGCCCUGGCCCAAAGUGAGUGCAGCCCCCAGUGAAAUCAAAUGGGUGUCGCUCCUGUUUACACCAGGGAUGAAAUUAAGGCCUUAUGACGUUUCCUGCAAACUGGGGUGCUUAAGACCUGAUCCAAAGUCCUCGGAGGCCAAUGGAAAGACUCCCAUUGACUUCAGUGUCCUUUGGAUCAGGCCUGUAGUGCUAGUCCAAACCAUUCUUCUGCUCUUCUGUGAAAUCAAAAGUCAGAAUAGAAUUAACUGUAAAAGCUGAAAGGUGUGAUACGUAAUAAGAAACUCUUUUAAAUAGUUGUUGCAGUGUCAAUUUUACUAUGGGAUAUUUACUAACAAACUGUUCACUGCUUGUAAUGGCACCCUAUUUUUCAGGGAUCGCAGUUACUUGCAGUGCCUAAUGUAGUGUAAAUUCUAGUAAAGUAUAUAUUUUUGUAAUUAUAUUUUACUACAUUAAUGCUUGUGUUUCCAAAGUGUUAUGCUUUCUUAGAAUGCCAAACUUCUGAAUAUAUCUUUUUAUAUACAUGUGUUAUCUAAAUAUUAAUGAGCAAUUCACUGGAAGAAAGGUGAUACCAAUAGGGAUCUGUACCAGCUUUUCUUCCAUGAAAGCUAGAAGAAGGCUGCUUUGACAUUCUGUGAAACAUUUCAUGGACAAUGCUAUAUUUUGUAUGUGGCUUUCAGCUGAGUUUUCAUGUUUCUUUUUCUUGCCAAUGACUGAGACAGAACGGGAAAAGGAAGCCUGUCUAAGAAUGGCUGAUUUCCUCCGAGACAAAGAAUACAGUGUCUAUUGUAUUCUUCUGCAAGACCUGAAGGUAAAAUCUCCAGGCAUAUGCUGUGACUUUUUUUUUCUUUUCUUUGAUCUGCAACAAGAAGAAAAACAGUAAGUAGGAGAAGCUGGAAAGAGUAGGGUUACCAUAUUUCAGCAAGCAAAAAGGAGGACGGGAGUAGCCCUGCCUUAGUCCUGCCCUGCCUUAGCCCCGCCUCCAUCCUGCCCUAACCCCGCACCUGCCCCUACCACUUUCCCCCUCAGAACCCCCAACCCUCCCCCCGCUCCUUGUCCCCUGACUGCCUCCUCCUGGGACCCCUGCUCCUAACUGCCCUCCAGGACCCCACCCCCUACCUAAGCCUCCCUGUUUCUUGUCCCCUAACUGCCCCCUCCUAAGACCCCCCCCCAACUGCCCCCCAGGACCCUACCUCCUACCUGUAUCCUGACUGCCCAAAACCUUAUCCACACACCCCCAGAAAGCUCCCCCCCGAACUCCCGAACCCCCCCUCCAAUCUCUUGACUGCCCCAUCCAAAACCUCCCUGGCCCCUUGUUGGCCUUCACCUAAUGUCUCUGUGAACUUGCUCAGGAACGGCCUGAGCCGUUCGUCCCGGCACGCUGGGCAGCAGGAGAGGAGGAGCGGGGGAGGAGCUCCAGACUGCCGGAGGUGAUCUGCGAAUGCAGGGAGGGAGGGAGUGAUUUCUGCUGCAGGGGAAGCAGAGGAGGGGCUCUCUGUGGCUGUCGGAGCCCCAUGUAAGUGGCACCAUCCGGCCGGCUGCCCUGUUAGCCGCGCACGCUCUGCAUGGGGGGUGGGGGGGAAAGUCCAGACACCUACAAAUUCCCCCCGGACGCUAUUUUUAGCUCAAAAAGCCGGACAUGUCCGGGGGAAUCCGGACGAAUGGUAACCCUAGGAAAGCGGGCAAAAGAAGCUUCUUCUACAGCCCCUGAAACUGAAGCCGCUGUAAUAGAUACAGCAAACAUGUGGCACAGACAACAGGCUCAAACUCUUUGCUGAUAUUUGCAUUUAGUAGGUAGCACAGCAAUGUCUAUAGUUAUUGCUUCAAGUUCUUCCACUAAGAACGUUGGUUUGCAGUGCCAGACAACCCAAGGCGUAAAGCCACAUCAACCAAUUUAUGCUUGUGACCUGUGAUGAUACAGUAAUCCAUUUAGUUUGAAAACACUACAUUCUGCUUGUGAAAUGCACCUGAAUUGCAUCUCGGGAAUAGAUUUCACUAUUCUCUGAACUUGUGAAGAGCUAGCACUUUCCUGAAAGACCAGUAAAACCAGCAGGCCAUUUCUUUAGCUGGGGAAAAUCAACAUAGCUCCACUAGCUUCAUUGGAACGACCCCAACACCAGCUGAGGAUCUGGGCUGGAGUAAGACCUCUCUGUAGUUCUCUGUAUCAUCAGGUUUCUUCUGCUUGCUUGAUGGCAAAUUAGUGUCUAACUCCUCUUGUCUUAUCAAUCAUGUCUUCUAUGCAAAACAAAAUUAAUCUGAAGUGUAGCUUUUCACAAUUAGAUGCUUAUUCCUGUUGCUUUUACUACUGUUAACACUUAAAGUUAAUAGCAGCUAUUUACAACACUGCUUCAGUGCUCUUGUAAAUAAUGCUUAACGCCUCAAGAAAGCAGAGAAUAGGGUUUUAUAUCAUUUUUCACUUUUCUGCUUUUGAAUUUUCAAAAGUGCCUAAAUCCCACAUAUAAAAGCAACUUGGGGGACUUAGGAGCCUAAGUGUAUUUAAAAGUGACUUUCAAUAUGGGAGUUUGGCUCCUAAGUCACUUAGGUAUUUCUGGAAAUUUUGUCCUCAGCCAUUUUAAAGAGCAGUUCUGCUGGCAGUGGCAAAUAUAGUUAGCAAAAACUAGAUCCCUGAAUUGAUGUGAAACAUGAACAUUUGCCCGUUGCUUAUUAAACAUAUCUUUAAACAGAACAUCCUUUAUGAACCUGCAGUGCCUUAAUUGCUAGAGAUAUGUAGGUUCUGAUUGCCUGAGUCCUGCAAAGCUAACCAGCUAACUGCUUCUGCUGCCUGUAAGGCUCCUAAUGAGGAGCAACUCAAAUCAUUCCACCACCAAACUUCAUAACUGCUUGAAGUUGAGAUCUCAAUGGUAGCAUUCAAACCAAGUCCACCACACUACAAUAGAAACAAGUUCUUCUUCUUUUUUUUUUUUUAAAUGAAGAUAUCAGUUGUGAGCUCUAACUUAUAUGACCUGAACUUGAGAGACAAAAGCAGAACUAAUGGACUGGGCUAUGAGAGGACAUUUAAUUUCUAGGAAGUGAGUGCUUUUAUUUCUGGGAUACUUUAUCUUUAUUUACUUUUUCACCACUAUGAGUGACAGUGAUAAUAGGCUUUGGUCUCCGCUUAAUGCACCUGGAUUCAGAGACACAACUGCUUACGGAUCAAGAUGAGAAUAGAUGCUUUUGUGAGCCCCAGACUGAGCAAAGCACACAGAAGUGUAUCCUCUUCCCAAGGGAGAACCCCUCUCCUGGGAAUCUGAACAAUCCCCACCCCAUGUUGCAAUGAUCUUUUCUACAGCACAAGAAGGCUGGAGUGUGCUCCCACCAGAGUCUGUCAAGGUUGCUCCACAACUCAGCCUGAGCUGUAUGUCAAGCGGCUCCCCUCUCUUCCAGAAGCUAGGCAUGUAGCUUUAACAGUGUUUCUAAUCUACAAAAGGAUGGAUCAGACUCUGCUCCCCAAUUGUUUUCCUUGGAGUUUGGUUUCCUUUUCUUCCAAUACCUUUGUCUUCUAAGCCUUAAAAUAAAUUGACUUAAUAUAUCAAACCUCCAGUCUCUCAUCACUGGAGCCGUGUUUUCUUUUCAGCUCUGAGACUUGUUGGACCCAAUCAUUUGUAAAUUGAGUGUUUUUAUUGCUGAGGUUUAAAUUCUUUAUUGUUGCUUUUCAUGACCAGCACAAACAAAUGAGAUGGUGCCUUUAGCAUAGGUGCUUUUGGUAUGUUUUUAUAUCGAGACCUUUUUAAUUCAUUCUUAUGUUGCACUCCCAGCUGCCAAAUGUUGCUUAUGAUUUAUUGCACAGAUGCGUUCUGUAUGGUCUGCUUCAAAGACUGUAAUUGAGUGAGUGUUGAAAGCCAGUGUCAAAGUGUUUCAAGGAGAACUGUAAAAUGUGUUGUAGAGAAACAGUGGCAGAGUCCCUAAAAUUUGUAUAAAUAAAGUUGUUUCAUUACAUGUAUC
Malaclemys terrapin pileata is the source of this 6756-nucleotide messenger RNA. It is a transcript of the gene TSPAN14, whose product is annotated as tetraspanin 14. Lineage: Eukaryota; Metazoa; Chordata; Testudines; Emydidae. Gene Ontology annotation, cellular component: membrane. The transcript is spliced from 9 exons. The record is from RefSeq and is a predicted model, not a curated record. Gene Ontology annotation, biological process: protein localization to plasma membrane; regulation of vascular endothelial growth factor signaling pathway; protein maturation. The coding region runs from base 548 to 1360 and encodes 270 amino acids.